This is a messenger RNA of Alternaria atra, 1146 nucleotides long. RefSeq lists its product as uncharacterized. Bases 1 to 1146 code for a protein of 381 amino acids. Lineage: Eukaryota; Fungi; Ascomycota; Dothideomycetes; Pleosporales; Pleosporaceae. The transcript has 2 exons. Gene Ontology annotation, molecular function: O-methyltransferase activity. The record is from RefSeq and is a predicted model, not a curated record.
AUGGAAGCAGCAACAGAGACCAUCCGCAACAUAUACGCAAAGAGUGAUGCUCGUGAACGACAACAAAUCCAGGAACAGAUUCGGGACCUGCAGAAGGAUCUUUAUAGCGACUGGGAGAUGACGUUCAGCCUAGCCAUGGCACCUCUCCAGUGGGCUCUUGUCGAUGUCGGUAUCGAUCUCAACAUCUUUACCAUGCUCUCUUCGUCUAUGACACCAAUCACACAUGAUGACUUCAAGCAAACGACGGGCGCAGCGCCGAGUCUACUCGCCCACUUGCUCCGCUCCAUGGCAUCAUUUGGACUUAUAACAGAAGUCGAGAAGAACACCUUCGCAGCAAACCGUACUACACGGGUCUUCGCGAAUCCGCACAUUCGUGGCGCUGCACCACAUCUUUCGAAACUUCACUUACCGGUUAUGCAAGCGCUACCCGGCUACCUGAAGGAGCACAACUACCAAGACAUCACCAACCCUAAGGAUCUGCCGUUUCAUACGGCCAUGAAGACUGAACUGACACCAUUUGAGUGGAUGAAGCGGGAUGGCGAGCAGAUGAAAGCACUCGGCCACAUCAUGGUGCUUGAUUCCGUUGAUAGCUGGGUCUCCUCAUACCCUGCUCAGCAGGUUGUUGGCAACUUUAAGCCCGUGGAUGAAUCUGCGCUCCUGGUUGAUAUUGGUGGAGGUUUCGGUCAGCAUUCUGUCGCAUUCAAGAAGAAGUUUCCUGAACUCCCUGGCCGUAUCGUCGUCCAAGAUGUUCCUUCAACUCUCGCGCACGCACCCAAAGUGGAUGGCAUCGAGUUCCAAGCCCAUGACUUCUUCACUCCACAGCCCGUCCCCUCCGCAAAAUUCUACUAUCUACGCCAUAUUAUGCAUGACUGGACAGAUGAAGACUGUGUUCGCAUUCUUUCAAACAUUAUUCCGGCUAUGGGUUCAGAAUCGCGUAUCCUGAUUGACGAGGUGGUUUUGCCGGAGACCAAGGUGCCUUGGCAGGUCGCCAUGAUGGAUCUUGCGAUGAUGGCGGCGCUGGGCGGCAUCGAACGGAGCAGAGAGGACUGGAUGAAAUUGCUUGAGAGCGCAGGAUUGAAGAUGGUGGAUGUGCAUUGCUAUGACGAUGUGAGGUUCCAUUCUAUCAUGACAGCUGUACCGAAGUGA